Corythoichthys intestinalis (scribbled pipefish) is the source of this 7079-nucleotide messenger RNA. It is a transcript of the gene angel1, whose product is annotated as angel homolog 1 (Drosophila). The record is from RefSeq and is a predicted model, not a curated record. Gene Ontology annotation, molecular function: 3'-5'-RNA exonuclease activity. The transcript is spliced from 10 exons. NCBI's taxonomy places the organism in Eukaryota, Metazoa, Chordata, Actinopteri, Syngnathiformes, Syngnathidae. Bases 169 to 2130 code for a protein of 653 amino acids.
UUUCAGUCUCACAACCCCCACCUCUUUCCAAACCCCGCAGUGACUUUAAAACACGGUUUUGUCGCUAUUGCUAAGCUUCAAUUACAUUUUGCUUGCUGACUCGGCAGCUUUUCUUGUCACGUGAUUGUGAAAAGCACAGUGGUGUGUGAUGGUGCUGCUGUAACAAGGAUGUCUUUCAAGUCGCAGAAAUUCUCACCAGACCAGCAGCUCAGCCAAACCAGUUGUUUGACGGAACAAGAGGAGGAAACGAUGAGUGAACAGUACUCUGUUCGUACAGAAAGUACCACACCAGAUGAACAACCGCUGAUACGUGUCAGUCAGAAAGAUGCAGAAAUGGAGGCAGUUUCAAAGACAAGUGAGGCUCAUUAUUCGGCAAAUUGCAAUGACUCCAGGGCAGAAAAAGAUUCACAGGAUAUAGAAAUUGAGCAAACACAUUUUCCGCACGAAGAACCUGCCGUUGAGGAUAAUGUGCAGCAAACUGUCUGUUUUAUGGAGUCACUAUUGAAGAUGGAAAGCUUGGAAGACUCAGGAAAUGCCGCCGAGGGCAUCACACAAGAAACGGAGUUCUGGGAUGACUAUAAUGUAAUGUUGAACGGUGUCGCAAGUUCAAACCGAAAGCAAACAUCGCCGCUUUCCGUUGCUCAAACUGGUCGUGAUACAGAAUGUGGAUGGCACUUCCCUGCGGGAGCCGGCUUAGUGGAUGAAAUUCAUUGCCCACACUGGCGUUUUCCUGCUAUGAGCUAUUACCCUUCAGAGGAGCAGAUGAGGCCCUUAGAUGUAUCAUGGCGAUUAUGGCAAAAAAGUUCAACGGAAGACUCUGAAACACCGGCCCCUUUCAAAAAGCCCUUCAUGGAUUUUACCGUCAUGUCCUACAACAUCUUGGCCCAGGACUUGCUGGAAGCCAACAUAGAGUUGUACAAACACUGCCCCCGAGAGGUGCUGGAGUGGAGUUACCGGUGUAGCCUGCUGCUAGAGGAAAUACACAAAUGGGCGCCAGAUAUUCUUUGUCUCCAAGAGGUGCAGGAGAACCACUAUCAAACACAACUGUAUCCAGUCCUCACUCAAAUGGGCUAUAACUGUGUCUACAAGCGGCGCACAGGGAACAAGACAGACGGCUGCGCUACUUGCUACCGCAGCAGUCGCUUUUCUGAGGUGUCGGUCAUGCCGAUAGAGUUCUUCAGGCCCCAAACGGAGAUCCUGAACCGACACAACGUGGGAAUAGUUUCGGUGCUUCGACCUGUUGUCUACCAGGAUUCGAAGAUCAGGGCGAAGGGCUCGCUGCUUUGUGUGGCCAACACGCACCUUCUUUUCAAUCCCAGGAGGGGGGAUGUGAAACUGGCUCAGCUGGCCAUAUUGCUGGCAGAAAUCAACAGCGUGGUCAAAUCCUGGAAGGCUAAAGGUGAACACUGUAACGUCAUCAUGUGCGGAGACUUCAACUCUUUGCCGCACAAGCCUCUUUAUCAGCUCAUCACGACCGGAGAGCUCUACUUCGAGGGUCUGCCAGCGUGGAAGGUGUCAGGUCAGAAGGACCUUUCAAACCAUUCCAAUUGCCACAGACUGUUUGCUCCUCUAUGGCCCAACUCUUUGGGAAUUUCAGACUGCUGCAAGUACAUCACUUCCAAUGAGGUGGUUGCAAGCCAGAGUGCAGUCUCAGCAUCUCCUGGAGGGAAACUUCUCUACAGUCACGACUUCCUCUUGAAACUGCGUUUCUGUCCAGUUUCAUGUGUUCGUCCUUAUGAUUUAGAAUUUAUACCAGGUGUCACAGACAACGAGCCAGAUGUCUCAAGUGGAAACUGGAGGGGUGUUAGGUUUGGAGAUACUCUCAGACAUCAGUUAGACCUGGAGUCCAUCUUUAACCACACACUCCCUGACUCAGGCGAAUCUGAAGUAACAACCCUGCACUCUGAAGGGGGAGCCACUGUGGACUAUAUCUUCUAUUCCCCUAAACGCACUUCAGAGCUAGCAGAAGGCCAGUCGGACUGCGAAGGUCUGAAGUUGAUCGGUUGUCUUUCGCUGCUAACUGAAGAUACUUUAUGGUCCAUGGAAGGUCUUCCUAGCCACAUCUUCCCAUCCGAUCAUCUCAGUAUUGUGGCUCAGUUUCGGCUGGACUUGAACGCAGCAGCAUUUUAAACAAAAAGACCUCGGGGUAAAAUUUCAUUCAAUUUUUUUCGCACUGUCAGCCCCUUGCAGUUUGGGCAAUGUUGCUCAGCUUUAUGUUAAUAAAAAAAAAAAAAGACUGCCGAGAUCAUGAUAGCUAACAAUUUGCACAUUUUAUUGAUGUAUUUUUUUGUAUUUGCAGAGAAUUUUAAAAAUGUUAUUAAUAAAUGGUUCAAUUGUUUUCUCUUAACAUUUGAUCCAACAGUACUUGACUUACACUCAUGCUGCCUUCAUGUGGUGUUGUAAUUACGGUUAAAUGAACUUAUCGAUAGGGUUGGGCAUUGAACAUCGAUGGGAUCCGAGACUAACACUCCGGUUCUCCCGGAACCGUUUGAAUUUUUUUAUUUCGAUGCCCUGACCGCCGACUGGAAAAAAUACAGUGGGGCAAAUGAGUAUUUAGUCAACCACUAAUUGUGCAAGUUCUCCCACUUGAAAAUAUUAGAGAGGCCUGUAAUUGUCAACAUGGGUAAACCUCAACCAUGAGAGCCAGAAUGUAAAAAAAAAAAAAAAAAAAAAAAAAAACUGAAAAUCACAUUGUUUGAUUUUUGAAGAAUUUAUUUGCAAAUCAUGGUGGAAAAUAAGUAUUUGGUCUUUACCAGAAGUUCAUCUCAAUACUUUGUUACUGUAUGUACCCUUUGUUGGUGCUGAAAACAACACGCAAAUGCCCACUUGCCGUGCUGUGGGACUUACAAGCCUCAAUUUCAGAUAAUAUCAAUGGUUUAAAUUAGGGCUGUCAAAAUUAUCGUGAUAACGGGCGGUAAUUCAUUUUUUAAAUUAAUCACGUUAAAAUAUUUGACGCAAUUAACGCACAUGUCCCGCUCAGACAGUAUUCUGCCUUUUGGUAAGUUUUACAGCAAGGCUUUUUUGUGCUGUCUAACAGCGAACUCUUGUGGUCGCUUUGCGACAUGCUUUAUUGUUUUCUUGCCAGUUCAAUAUGGCUGCACGACGUCUCGGGCUGAUAAUGUUGUGCUUAUAUUAUCCUUGGACAAGAUUUGUCCGUAAGUAUGGUUGUUGUAAAGAAUGUACAUAUUAUGUUAGUAAGCGAAAUGUUCUAUUUUUUGUAUGAGACGCUUUUUGUUUAUGUUGAGUGAACCUGUAUAGCGUGCUAAGCUAACGUUGUUGCUAAUGCAAUGCUUGUGUCCUUUUUUUUGUAGUUUUACGACGGUCUAAAGAGGACAAUGGUUUGAGGCCAUUUUAUUAAUAAAUCAGAUCAAAAAGGAAGAAGUCUGAUUAUUAAGGCGUCGUUCACUAGCUGUCUAGCUUUGGAAAAAGUAGACGCUUCGGAGUGAGGACAGCAUAGACAGAUUUAAGUGACAGUAGAGUGAAAAGCCCACUACAGUCCUUAUGUACCGUAUGUUGAAUGUAUAUAUAAUUUACAGAAAAAUGUGGCAUAUUUUAUAGAUGGUUUGAAUUGCGAUUAAUUACGAUUAAUUACGAUUAAUUAAUUUUUAAGCUGUAAUUAACUCGAUUAAAAAUGUUAAUCGUUUGACAGCCCUAGUUUAAAUGUUAUGACAACAAUUUACAAUUAUUUAGGCCAGGGGUGGGCAUUACGUCGAUCGCAACGCUAGUGUGGGUAGCUCGCAGCAUCAAAAAAAAAAACACAAAAAACCCCCCAAUUAUUUAUUUAUUUAUUUAAAAUGUACAGUUAAUCAUGUCAUGUGAGCAAACAUAAUUUACCGUCCAUUUUUUAUUUAUAUUUUUUUAAAUGUACACAGUUAUUUGUGUUUUGUGAGCAACAUAACCUCAUAUGUUGCUCACAAAGCAUAAUUACUCUAACUGUCCAUUUAAAUUUUUUUCUUUUUUUUUAGUUCACCCUCCUCUCUUAAGGUAGAUCGCGGGAGGUUGUUUCAUUUAAAAGUAGAUCUUGGAGCAAAAAACUUUGAGCACCCCUGAUUUAGGCUAUAAUCUGCACAGCACGGGCAAUUGCCCACAUAACCACAGGUGGGACUUACAGUAACGUACAAUCUAACUUGUAAAACAUAAAAAAAAGAAAAAAAUCAGAAAUUACAAUAAACAACACAAACCCAUUCUUUUGCGAGUUUCUUCUCAGAUCUCAAAAUUCCCACCGCCUUACAAAUUUUGCAACCCGAAUUUCCCAUAAGGGUCCUGGCCUGUUUCUCCGGCUGUUGGUGGUCCAUCUAGCUGACUGCUGGCGCUGUAGCUGGCCCCCAAGCAUUUAUACUGUAAUGUCUGUAACAAUUGAAGGAAUCUGACCUUCUAGCCGAUCGCUGGAAUCGCGCCAACCGAACCGCCAGACGUGCGCUGGCGCAGAGCCAACGAGCCGGGCCGGCGAGACCCCGGCAAUCCGGCCAGAAGGGCAAACUCCGCGCAUUCACCUUAGUCUUAACUAGAGAUGUCCGAUCACGUCAUUUUCAAAGUAUCGGAAUCGGCAAAAAAAUAUCGACCAUGCCUUUUUUUUAAUAAUUAUAUUUUUUAAUUAAAUCGUUUUCUAAUUGUAUUUAACGUUACAGACAUAAUAUGUGACACUCAUCCAGAGUCUUUACUUUAGGCUUAAGGUAGGGUUAUCAAAUUUAUCCCGAUAACGGCGGUAAUUAAUUAAAAAAAAAAAGUAUCACGUUAAAAUAUUUAACGCAAUUAAUGCAUGCGCUGCACGACCCACUCACGCAUUGUCACGCUCAAUCUGUAAUGGCGCCGUUUUACCUACUGUAUAUAGAGAGAUAAAAGGCAGCGUAAAAUGAGCAGAGUGAAUUUUGGCAGCCUUUGGAGCCUUUUUUUAAUUGGCUAAAGCCUUACAAUCCCUCUCCCUACGAUUAGAAAUAUCAAGGGAAGCAAUGUGGGAAACCAAGGUAGCAAUUGAUCUUUUUCUUAACAUCUUAUGUUAUUUCCCAACGCAGAGAAGAUAUAUCAAUUGGUACCACGACGCACAGACAUGGUUCCACUUCCCAUCAUGCCUUUGGACAUGGCUACAGUAUCAUUUACUGAAAGCUCAACAAAUACACUAGAUGGCAAUAUUUAGGCACAAUAUACAGAGUCACAAGUCUUUCUAUCCGUGGAUCCCUCUCACAGAAAGAAUGUUAAUAAUGUAAAUGCCAUCUUGAGGAUUUAUUGUCAUAAUAAACAGAUACAGUACUUAUGUUCUGUAGGUUGAAUGUAUAUAUUCGUCCGAGUUUUAUUCAUUUUUUUCUUAAUGCUUUGCCAAAAUGUAUAUGAUCGGGAAAAUUUAUCGGGAAUGAUUGGAAUUGAAUCGGGAGCCAAAAAAAGCAAUCGGAUCGAGAAAUAUCGGGAUCGGCAGAUACUCAAACUAAAACGAUCCGGAUCGCAUCGGGAGCAAAAAAACAUGAUCGGAACAACCCUAGUCUUAACCCUUUGUACUGACUUUGACAAUUUAUUCAGGUCGACAGGGAUCAAAACGGCAUGGUGAAACAGAAAUACUCAGGCGGGGAGGCAAAUUCACCAUAUCAGACGUCAACAAAAGGUUCCCGAGAAAAAAAUGACAUCGAUCAGUCAAACAUUAAGUCUUUUGAAGGCUCUCGUGGAGCGGGCUGUUGGCACAAAGUAGAGUGUUUAGGAUUAUUGUCUGUUUGUGGAUUGGACAGGAGGAUUCGGGAGUUACUGUUGUCCAGGCAAUGAGGAUUGUGGAUUUUGCCACUUUAGCAUCAAAGGGGCUCUUGAAGUCUUGUCAGUCGUGUAAUCAGUUGGAUAUCGUGCGUUCUCCUGUGUUCCCUGUGUUAGGACAGACCGUCCCGCCAUUUGUUCUGGACUGUCCUGGAGAACUGAUUCCGAGAGUUGGUGCAUCAAUCUUGCUCAGAUUGGGCUUCCGUGUUAAGAAAGCGUCUUGUAUCUUUUAUGCCCUAUAUUCUGCUUGUUUUCCUUAAACUAUGGUAACAGUGCUAUUUAUUUUAUCUUUGGUGUGUUAAGAGUAAUACAAACAAAUGGUGCCUACAAGAAAAGGUACUAUCUCCUAUAUCCUUUAGCAGUCGAAUGUGGCGGCAGUCCGCUGUUGUUUGUUUGUUUUCUUCUUGUUGCCACAAUAAAGUGGAGGAAGCCAUCAACGAGUCCUCUGCUUCUUUCUCCCCAUUUGGGGCUAUUACAAUACAUUUUUAAAAACGUUUUUAUAUUAUUUUCUAUACACAAGAGGUGCCGGAUCUCCCCAAAUAAGUCCCGGAACACAGGGAGGCCAAAAGCAAGAGGUGCUGGAUCUUGUUCCAGCAGAAUCCGGCAAAAAUUAACCCGGGCUCCCACCCCUCAUGAGGAUAUUAUGCGUUAUAUGCAGUGGGAUUAGACAAUAGUGUUUAACCAAACCAAAACAAUCCUGUGUGACAGCUAAAACGUAAUCCCUGUUGGAUGCACUAACAAAUAUCUCAUUUAUGUUCCGCUUUGACCUCAAUGCUUCUUGCCCUUCAUAUCCCAUCCUCCUCGUGAGCGUCGACAAAUUUCAUGCAUGAAUCAUUCAGUAGUCGUGCAAUUUGCAAUUCCCCUGGUGAGUGGUUUCUGAUAAGUGUUCGUUGUGAGCUAAACUUUCUAUGUCUGGAUUUUGUUUUGACAUGUAACAAGGGAGGGAAAAAAUUGCGUCUGUAGAUAUUUCUUCUGAAAACUGGUAUGGAGUUUAUCUGUUAUGAGUGUUUGGCAUCUGUAACAGUAUUACGGGUUCAAGAUUUGUUUGUUUCAGCCAGCUAUCGAUUAUUUUAGUCGUCAAAUAAUCUAUCAGCUAGUUAAUUUGAAUAAUCAAGUAAUUGGAUUAGGAACAUUUAAUGCUUUGCAGGAUAAAUUUGAGGAGAUGUAAAACAAAGGCUUGCUAAGAUUGCACUUUGAAAAGAGAAUUAAAUGUGAGUACAAAACAAAAAUACCGAUUGUUUCUUCAUACUAUCCAGAAUUGUACUUCAUUUAAAAAUAAAUUAAAAUACCCGAGUUUAGCCUCAAACAGUAUAAGAAAUAUAAAUGAGGAUCAACAAAAGAACAAU